AUGAACAGCUCCAGGAGCCAAGGCGAAGCCGUGCCCUCGGGGACCCUUGCCGCCCUCCCGGCCCUUUUAGUGGGUCUGGGACUGGCCAGUGGAGUGGGCAACCUCCUCUUAGCCGCCUCCUUGGCCCCGCAGCUGGCUCAGGGACGGCUGGCGCCAGGGUACCCUUGGCUCCUCAACUUGGCCACGGCAGACUGGACCCUGGGACUGUGCCGCCUCCUGCUGCAGCGUGGGGUCUGGCUCUGCAGGGCCUCCGAGUGGCUCCUCCAUGCCUCUUUGGCCACCAAGAGCUUCAGCUGGACGGCGGCGGGGCUGGCAAGGGCGAGCGGGGCCAAGACCACCGCCACCACAUCCACCACGCUGGGCAACGGGCACAGUGUCCGGAGCUGGGCGGGGCUCCUGGCGUCCACCUGGGCAGUGGGCCUGGUCCUGGCCUUCCCCCGGUUCCUCUUCACCCAUCAUCACGAGGAGGUCCAUCCCCUUGCCUGGCCCACUUGCACCUUCCAAGCCCCUCACGCCAGCUUCGUGGAGGUCUUCAGCACCGUGGUCUACCCGCUGGCCGCCUGCUUGGCCCCUGCCACCUUGGCCUUGGUCGGCUACUGGCGUGCCCUCCAUGCUCCACCAGCAUCCAACUGGAGAGAUCGCGUGGCCAAGUCCAGGGAGCUGUCAAGAGGACGUCAGGUGAAUUGGACCCUGUUGGGCCUCACCUUCUUUUUCCAUGCCACUUGGGUGCCCACAUGGGUGGCCUGGCUAUGGGACAUGGCCAAGGGAACCCAACCUCCUUGGGCUUUGGAGGCUGCCGCCGAGGUCCUGCGUUUCCUUGAUGGUGCCCUGCGCCCGGCUCUCUUGCUGGUCCUCUUGGCCGAGCUCCGUCCGGGGUUGAGGAGCAUUUCUUGGAAACGCAGUAAAGCUGAGGACAAAGGAGGAAGUGCCAAGCUGGGGUCUGGGGCCACCAACCCCGAGGGGACCCCCUUAGAAAACCUCGACAGCAGCCAGGAAUCAACAACCAUGAGAAAGCUCCCUGAUGUGGAGAAUUUCUGGAAGGAGCGGAUGAGCACCACGGCUAGAGAAGAGAGUGACCCGACCCCCUGGGAGCACCUAAGUGAGCCCUGA
This is a messenger RNA of Anolis carolinensis (green anole), 1110 nucleotides long. Its product is annotated as G-protein coupled receptor 151 protein-like. The transcript has a single exon. Gene Ontology annotation, molecular function: G protein-coupled peptide receptor activity. The record is from RefSeq and is a predicted model, not a curated record. Gene Ontology annotation, biological process: neuropeptide signaling pathway. NCBI's taxonomy places the organism in Eukaryota, Metazoa, Chordata, Lepidosauria, Squamata, Anolidae. Bases 1 to 1110 code for a protein of 369 amino acids. Gene Ontology annotation, cellular component: plasma membrane.